AUGGGUAAGACCAGCAAAGUCGUAGUUUGCGGAAUGAAAGGGGUCGGAAAAACUGCGGUAUUGGAACAGCUUAUAUAUGGAAACGUUAAUCUGAAGUCUUGUUUCUAUCCUACUAUUGAGGAUAUUUAUGUCGCGAACAUUGAAACUGAUAGAGGAACAAAAGAACGUGUCUGCUUCUAUGACACUGCUGGACUCGAGCCGCCGCUUACAGGCGAGUUAAAAGGUCCACCGCAGUCACCUACAAUGCAGCUCACAACCAACCAGGUGUUGCAACGACACUACCUUGGUUUUGCCGAGGGCUUCGUAAUGGUAUACGAUACAACGAGGCCAGAGUCGCUUGAUGUUCUUAUGUACUUAAAGAAAGACAUUGACAGAAAUAAGGAUAAAAAAGAGGUAGUGAUCCUGGUAAUUGGCAACAGAACAGGACCGGAUGACAUUAAUAGUCUUGAAAAUACAUGCUCAAAGGCUUCGAAUUGGUGCGCCCGGGAGAAGAUCCGACAUUUCGAGGUAUCUGCCAUGGACCGGGCGUCGUUGUACGAGCCUUUUAUAUUUAUGACUUCACGCUUAAACCCAGUGCAAAACAAGACUGCCUUCCCUCAGCUUAGCACAUUAAGUUUCAUCGCGAGACGGAUCCCGGUGCGUGUCGUUUUCGCGUUCAGGAUCUCCUCGUCACUACUGCUGGAGUCGUCGAAGUUUUCGGACGCGUUCACCUCACCCGGCUCCGUGUCGGAAGAC
Messenger RNA from Iphiclides podalirius (scarce swallowtail), 735 nucleotides. The record is from the annotation of a GenBank genome assembly. NCBI's taxonomy places the organism in Eukaryota, Metazoa, Arthropoda, Insecta, Lepidoptera, Papilionidae.